Pocillopora verrucosa is the source of this 1018-nucleotide messenger RNA. The record is from RefSeq and is a predicted model, not a curated record. Lineage: Eukaryota; Metazoa; Cnidaria; Anthozoa; Scleractinia; Pocilloporidae.
CUUAGUUCUCGCGCGCACACGAACGACUCAUUGGCCAAGGACUCUGUUGCCAUUUUGCCUCUUCUAGAUGGUCAGAGACUAGUGUCAUUGGCAGUCAACUGAGCGAGGACGAAACAUGCUUCGUAUAACUUUCCUUCGCGUCCUGCUGCUCGGUUUGUUUGGGAUUUCAGCGACAACAGCACAGCGAUUGGAUGACCCAUGUAUUCUUGACCUGGCAUUCAUCAUAGACGCAUCUGGUAGCAUCGAGCCUUAUUGGGAAGAUGUUCGGAAGUUUGCCGCCGGAGUCGCGAAACUGGUGAACAUAUCGUCCGAUGGAUCCCAUGUUGGAGUGGUUAAGUUCGGCGAGACAUCCAAAAUAGAAUUUGGGUUCAAUGAAGGGCAAAACGAAAACACUGUUGUUCGAAAUUUGCUUAAUCUAGAUCCCCCUAUUCCGGGUUCAAGAACCAUGCUGCACUCAGCGCUCGAAAAAGCAAACGACGACCUUUUCAACCCACAGACAAAUAGCUUCCGAGAAGAUCCCAAUGUACGGAAGGUUGUUUUAAUUAUAACUGAUGGUGCGCAAACCCCUCCAGAAAGACCUGAAAUACCAGCUAACAAACUGAAAGAAAGGGGUUUUGAGAUUUACGCCAUCGGUGCCGGAGAUGCCAAAUCACAUUACAAGGAAUUGGAAAAUUUAAAAAACAAAGAUUUGUUCUUUGUCAAAAGGCCGAAUGAACUUCCCACGAAAGUUGUCGAUGUGGCACAAGCACUCUGUCCGAGGUCGAUUGAAACCACGGUUAUUGGUCCCCCAGGAGAGAGAGGAGCAGUCGGCCUUCGGGGUGACGUCGGGGCACCAGGCCGUCGCGGAAGAACAGGGCCAGCCGGACCAAAGGUAUUGUAUUUCUUUCUCUCUUACGUCUAUUAUGACUGUUUUCACUUUGGUUUCUACCCAUAUGGGACGGGACUUGGGGUCGAGCGAGAUAAGGACACAAUGAAUUGGCAGGAGAGGGAGAGUUCCCAUCGUACGGGACGGGAUUAA